AGUCUCUCAACUCACACUCGGGGACUGAUUAGAUUGGCGCACUCUUCCUGAUGGCUGACAAGCGAUAAGGGGCAAACGCUAUCAGGAAGUAUCGCUCUAUGUGGGCCGGCCUUCCUCCCUCGCCUAUUCGCCGUGCACCCAGACGCUUGCCUCCCAGCACUCAUACAGUGAGGCGACCCAGUUACCGACCAGUCAUUGCUUUAAGGGCGUUGUGUGGAGAACUUCAGCCAUAAGUCCGUGUGUAAGGACGGGGAAGAGUGACCGUCAUCAGAGCUGUCUCCACCGUGUUGAUUCAGUCCUCCCCCGCUGAGAGGAAUCGUGUCUCUGUUUGCCAUGGACACCUCGCCGCCCCCCUACAGUGAUGCCCCGUCCAAGCCCCCGCCGUACAGCCCAGAGUCAGGGGCCCCGGGACUCUCAACACCGCCCCCUCCAGUGGGCUUCCAGGUGUCCAGCCCACAGGCGACCGUCACCACUACCACCGUCGUGAGCGCUCCGCCUCCCCCAACUCAAGUGGUUCUGGUCCAGUCGACAUGGUCCUGCCCAGCCUGUAAGCAAAUGGGGUUCGUCCAUGAGGAGUUCACCAUGUGUGGAAUCUGCCUGGCCAUCUGCUUCUUCCCCCUCGGCCUCAUAUGCUGCUUCAUGAUGAGGAGGAGGCGCUGCUCAAACUGCCGGGCUAUCAUUCUCUAGCCACCACCACCACCACCACCACCGUUUGCUCCUCGUAUAGUGAAGUGACCUGUUGUCUUGUCUGUUCAGCCCAAGGUUAGAACACGUCAGGGAAAUACCUCCUCCCGUUGGUGCUGAACCCGGUAUCAGGGGGAUCGUGUUUCUUAAUGGUCCCUCCAAGCGAGAAAAAUGAGAAAAAAUCACCCCUCACACAAACCAUUUCAUAAUAUAUAUCAAAGCAUUUGUGAUCAGUUAAGUAUCAUCUGUUUUGGGGGGUUUAAAUCAUGGCACAAAUUUGGCCCAUCGCUGCUACACGGUAAAGCCACAAAUUUGGCCCGUCGCUGCUACACGGUAAAGCCACAAAUUUGGCCCGUCGCUGCUACCGGGUGAAGGAAGGGCAUUGCGGCUCUCUGGUGCUGCUAAUUGGUGGACAGGUGAUCCGAGGGAGGCUGGGCCAAAAUCUGUCUUCAGGUACUCGGUUGAAGAACAGCAGACGGGGCUUCUACUCUGACGCAUUCUCAUCUUAGGCUAAAUAGUAGUUUUAGCAGUAGUAGUAGUAGUAGUAGUAGUAGUAGUAGUAGUAGUAGUAGUAGUAGAAGAGGAGAUGGCGCCACUAUAAAAACUUGCCUGCGCCAUGACGAGCUGGGGCCGACUACCAUCCAAGCCUUUCAAGAGAGCCUACGGGCGCUAUAGGCGUACACGUAAAAUAAAAAAUAUAUAUAAAAAAAGUAGUAGUGGUAGAGAGAGAGAGAGAGAGAGAGAGAGAGAGAGAGAGAGAGAGUAUUGCAGUAUGUUUGACGCCAAUGUACCGAUGCGGGAAAGCAUGUUAAGUGGAGAGGGGAGGAGUGUUUAGUCAGAAAGAUUAACAAUGACCGGCCUUGUCUCUUACUGUAACCCUCGUACAGUGAAAGACAACACCUUAAUCUAUAUACACCAAGUCAAGCCACGCGCAGGUUUGUGGGAGGAGACACGGCCGAGGAGGCGUGGUUUAUGCGUGACGUUGCUUGGAGCCAAACUAGAGAAUGUAGAAACAGGGAUUUAGAGAAAACGAGGAAAGGCGGACUAAUUUGAAUCAAUCACUUCAACAUGCCCUCCCUCACACCCCACACCGCCGUUUGUAGGCAUUGGAAUUACAGUCACGCAAUAGCACAAUAAAAAGACAUAUUUUUCCGUCAGUGGCUUGCCUGAACGCGCUGUGAAAGAAGGCGAGAAUGUACAUCCAGAGUGCACACACGGCCCCAACUUUAGUCACCCCUGAACUGACGGGUAUUUCUUUUGGGCUCCAAGUGACGUCAUCCUAAUGCUCCACCCCAAAACCGCCUCCUGCGCGUGACAUGACUCGGUAUAUAUAGACUUUGGUGACAACAUCCAUGCCAAAGGAGAGCCGUGAGCUAUACCGACCGGCAAUUCUUAGCGCUGACGAGUAGGUGUUCCCUCCAGUCUGUGUAUCUGUUUUCAUAAAUUAUCCCAGAAAUCAUCAACUAAGGAACAAUGAGCUAUGUGCGAUUGGUUCAUGAUAUGCAGGACACGAAGUCACACAUGCAGAAAUGCUGUACAUGUGCCCCGUCAAUGUGGUGGUAGUAUAUUAGCAGGGGUGUGGAGUCGGAGUUAUAAUUUUCCGACUCCCACUCCGAGAAAUUUUAAAGUUGCGACUCCGACUCCGACUCCGGCCAAAUGUAGCCGACUCCACCGACUCCGACUCCGACUCCACACCCCUGUAUAUUAGUCAAUUGUUAUGUGGCUGUCACGGUGGGUGUAUAGCUGGGAUGGAGCAAAUAAAUCAUACAAUCGAA
Messenger RNA from Eriocheir sinensis (Chinese mitten crab), 2459 nucleotides. RefSeq names its product brain protein I3-like. Lineage: Eukaryota; Metazoa; Arthropoda; Malacostraca; Decapoda; Varunidae. The record is from RefSeq and is a predicted model, not a curated record. The coding region runs from base 334 to 687 and encodes 117 amino acids. The transcript has 4 exons.